Messenger RNA from Cinara cedri, 942 nucleotides. The record is from the annotation of a GenBank genome assembly. NCBI's taxonomy places the organism in Eukaryota, Metazoa, Arthropoda, Insecta, Hemiptera, Aphididae.
AUGUCACGUCUUCGUGGAUGAGGAUGAAAUAUUGGACGACGGUUUCGGAAUUUACAAUUAGUCCAGAAACUUCGGUUAAAUAGAUCGGCAGAAGAUCAAUUGACGGACAAUGAAAAUUUAAGAAACCAGGCUGCAAUCACACGUACUAAUGAAAGUCAAGAGCAACGCAAUGAACGCCGUCGAGCUAAUGCAUUGAGACAAAGACUGACCCAUCAACGAGUCACCGACACAUUCAGAACGCCUAAACAACAGCGUUUGCAAGUGUAUCGCGCAUUUACACGUGUAUCACUUCUUCGCCUUGCGUUUGAAUAUGAACCGGACAUCGACCAUUCAUCACAUUCACAAAUUGUAAUCGGUGUUAUGAACAAACAAUGCCAACACUGUCAUGCACUCAAAUACUUAAGUGAAUCGGCCGGUUUCUGCUGCACGUCUGGAAAAGUUGUAUUGCCACCAUUGAAUUUGACGCCAGAUCCAUUGAAAGCAUUAUUGGCUGGAGCUAAAUCUCAAUCUAAAUUGUUUUUGCGUAAAAUUCACAAAUUCAAUUCGUGUUUUCAAAUGACAUCAUUUGGAGCAACAAAAAUUGUUCAAAAUGCGGAUGGUCGCAAUUUUCAAUCAACGUUUAAGAUUCAAGGCCAAGUGUAUCAUCAAAUUGGUUCUUUAAUGCCGAUGUCUGAUAGCGAUUCAAAAUGUCUGCAAAUCUACUUCAUGGAUAAUGAGGAGCAGCAAAUAAACGCACGCUGCCAGUACAACCAUAUCGAGCAGAUGGAAGAGCGAGAAAUUAUGAGUAUUUUAGAAUCAUUUUUUACAAAAUCACAACCAGUUGGUCCAUUUUUUCGAUACCGUUUCAAACAGACUACAAAGCGACAACUAUACGAUCGUCAUCAAACCAGAAAAAGUACCAUCUGGGCAGCACACGGGCCGAUAGAAUGCACUGACCAUUAA